This is a messenger RNA of Hyla sarda, 4888 nucleotides long. RefSeq names its product DNA cross-link repair 1A (gene DCLRE1A). The record is from RefSeq and is a predicted model, not a curated record. The coding region runs from base 174 to 2588 and encodes 804 amino acids. Gene Ontology annotation, molecular function: damaged DNA binding; 5'-3' DNA exonuclease activity. Gene Ontology annotation, biological process: protection from non-homologous end joining at telomere; double-strand break repair via nonhomologous end joining; interstrand cross-link repair. Lineage: Eukaryota; Metazoa; Chordata; Amphibia; Anura; Hylidae. The transcript is spliced from 10 exons.
CUGUGCAGAGGAUUUAGAUUUGAUAGAUCAAGAUAUUAUUUUUAGAUUGUAUUAAGUGCGGUGGACUUGAGAGGAAAGUGCGGAUGUGUGGGCGGAUGCCGGGGGGAGGCGCUCUGAAUGGCCGGGAAAAGAAAGAGAUGACAGGAGGAGCAGUCUGCGGAGCGCAUUAAACAAUGUCAGACAAUGAAGAUAAUAUCUGGGGCUAUAAAUCCAUCCGGAAGCGCAAAACAGAGGAUAACGCAGGAUGUCAGGACCGGGCGAGAAUAUCAGGGGUGCAGGUGAAAGGGAGGGGGAAGAAGAAGCGAAAUGCACCCAGGAAGACUAAGAACACCCCGGCCCUCACCUCACCCCAACCAGUGCCGAGACCAGGCUCUCAGGAGGAGCCGCCAUCUACGCCAAAAAGAAAAAGAGCUGAGAGCGUGAAGACCCCGAGUCCCGUGACCCCCCAAAACAGACACAGCGGCCAUUGUCCCAGCUGCCAGAUGCCAUUCUCUACAUUAUUAGUCCAGAGUCCGCGAUGGCACGUGAGCGAAUGCCUGGACGCAACGACAACCGCACAGACAGAAUGUCCGGACGGUUUACGCUGCUCGUCGACUUUUCCUUCCCACUACAAGCGCUUCUCCCAUUUCCUUUUGGCACAGAGCCGGGCCGGGGAUCAAUACUUGUUUUCUCUGCCCUCUACCCCCGAUCCGGCUUUACCCAAAGCUGCUUCAUCAAGUAUUUCCAAUGGUUUCAGUCCCACAAAAUCCAACACUUCAACCACGAAAAAGACAACUAAGCUGAAGGUGCCCAAGUCUCAGUCUCCCUCCAGCUCCCAGCAGUCGGUGACGAAGUCUCCUCUGGACAUGUGGCUCUCGUCACCAUCCAAGUCGUCUCAGAGCUUCUUUUCCUUAUCCCAGGAAAAUCCCACUCAUGUCACUGCCACCACGUGUGACCCCCAACAGGACACUGAGAUACAUGAUGCUGCCAUCUCCUACUCCCCUCUAGUCAGUGACCAAGAGCUGUUUAGUGAAGAAGAACGUGACCUAAAAACCCCAGAAAAGACCUCCCUUCCCAGAAGAUCUUCUCUAAACAACAUUAAAGCCUUAGAUUUCCGCUCACAGUGCAGUAUCAAAAAUGAGCAAUCCAUGGGCCAUCCCGGUGAUGAUGGUGGUGAAGAAAAGAUGGAGGCUGAUUAUUGGUCUGAAUGCAGCACACCUGUGUGUGAUAUUAGUGAGUGGCCUUAUCCGGAGGGUGCGGCUGACCUCUCCUCUGAUCUGCCCCAUGUAGUCUCUAUUAAGACAGAAGGAAACACAACUUCUCCAGUGAACUCUCAGAUCCCUCGACCAUUGUCAACCACACAGGUAAGAUUAUCACAGGGCUCUCAGGAGAUGUCGUCUGUGCAGUCAUCCAAAGCCAUGAAGCAAACGGACAUUGGGGUGUUCUUUGGACUGAAGCCUAAAGCGUUGACCCAGCCAGCCAAGGUGAAGGCGCCAUUAAAACCCCAGAGCCCCAAUGCAGUCGUGUCGCAGGGUGAGAAGCGACCUGGGAAGAGGAAGGCGAUGGGUUCUCUCAGCGAUGCUGGUAGAGUCACAGAGAAUAUUAAUGGGAUCCCAGAGCCGGCGGCUACAGGAACCCAGAAGAGAGGUGGAAGGAGGUUCGGGCAAAACUCCACCACUGAGGGGAAGGGGAAGAAGCAAUGUCCAUUCUACAAGAAGAUCCCAGGCACCGGCUUUGCUGUGGACGCGUUCCAGUACGGCCAGAUAGAAGGCUGCUCUGCGUAUUUCCUCACGCACUUCCAUUCCGAUCACUACGGCGGCCUCACAAAAAAAUUUCGCUUCCCAAUCUAUUGCAGCAAGAUCACAGGGAACCUGGUGCAGAAUAAGCUGCGAGUAGAAAAGGAAUUCAUUAACUGCUUACCCAUGUACACGGAGUGCCUAGUGAAUGGUGUCCGAGUGGUGCUGCUGGACGCCAACCACUGCCCAGGGGCCGUUCUUCUGCUCUUCAUCCUUCCUAAUGGAACCUCAAUAUUACACACAGGAGACUUCCGUGCAGAACCCUCAAUGGAGAGGUAUCCAGCGCUGCUUGGACGAAAGAUCCAUACCUUGUACCUGGACACCACAUACUGCAGUCCGGAGUACACUUUCCCGCCGCAGCAGGAGACGGUGCAGUUUGCUGUUAACAUCGCCUUCGAGAUGGUGACUCUACAUCCCCGAACUUUGGUGGUUUGUGGAACUUAUUCUGUUGGAAAAGAGAAAGUGUUUCUAGCAAUCGCUGAUGUUUUGGGCUGUAAGGUUUGCAUGUCCCAAGACAAAUACAAAACCAUGCAGUGUCUGGAGUCAGAAGAGAUCCGAGCGCUCGUGACCACAGACUGGCACAGUACAGCUCUGCACGUCCUUCCCAUGAUGCAGGUCAAUUUUAAGGGUCUUUAUGCCCAUCUGAACAAGUUCCCUGGUAAAUACGAUCGCGUUUUGGCGUUUAAGCCGACGGGAUGGACUUAUUCGGACGGCUGCAGUUCAGUGGCUGAUAUAAAGCCGGACACCCGAGGAAAAGUCACCCUUUACGAUGGAUUAUGUAAUGCAGAAAUAACCAUUUUACAUAUUAAGUGACGCAGGAGGAGAACUUUUCGCCUGGGGCCAACGAUCGGGGACUUCCUGUUGACAUCAGCUGCUGUUCCAUAAAUUAGAACUUGAAUUAUUUUUACAGUCUGAGCUGCGGGUGGGGGUGGGGAGGCGUUUAGAAUCUUACACACUAAAUCUGGUCCUCAAUAGAACAAAAGUUUACAGGACUGCAGUAAGUACCUGUCAUAUACUUUCUGCCACUUUUCCCACAUGUUCUGUUUAUCCAGAAUCUGUCCAUAAUUGUAGGAAUUGAACCGAUAGUCCAGCACUGGAGCACCUCGGAGGCGGGCCUGUGGGCGUCCCAAAAGAAUAAAUGCUUUCUUCUGUAUCCUUAAGCAGUCCAUCAGGCUCCUUAAAGAAACACUGCAGGCAAAAAAGGGGAACAUUUUUAUAAAUAGUACAGAGGCCUGCGGGGGCAGAGCAUGAUAGUCAAUAUCACCAAAGAAAUUAUCUGUUAUGCCCCGCCCCUGAGGUUCCAUGGCAGACAGAACACAGUGGUUUUGUCGCUGCCUUAUCCCCGCGUUACAUUUUAUAUCGCAUAGAUGAAACGGCAUUGUGCAAAAACUUUAAUAGCGUCAGGCAGACAAUCACCUACAGUUGAAAUAUUCUCUUAAAUAUUUUUAUUUACUGCAGCCGAUCCGCCAUGUCUAAACUGGGCCUUAUUAAAGUGGUACAGUGUAGCCCAGAAAUCGAACGCGUUAUAGGUCUUCAAACUGAGGUCCUCCAGAUGUUGCAUAACCUCUGUCCAUUUUAGGAAAUGUCCAGAGCAGGAGAGGUUUGCUGUGGGGAUUUUCUCCUACUAUGAAAAGUUCUUAAAAUGGACAGAGGUGUCAGCAGAGAGCACUGUGGUCAGACUGAAAGGAAAUUAAAAAAGAAAAGAAUAUAGCAGCUGAUAAGUACUGGAAGGAUUAAGAUUUUUAAAUAGAAGUCAUUUACAAAUCUGUUUAACUUUUCCGCACCAUUUGAUUUAAAAAAUAAAAAAAAAUUCCAGUAGAGUACCCUUUUAACCCCUUGCCGCAAAAUGCCGUUUCUAAACGGUGCUGCUGCAUGGCAGGGUUAUGAAGCGAGCUCAGGAGCUGAGCUUGCAUCGCAUCAGACCCGCAUGCCAUUCCGGCAGAUGUCCUGAAUUAACUCUUUAGAUGCAGCGAUCAAAGUUGAUUGCCGCGUCUAAAGUGAAAGCUUUCCGGCAGCUCAGUCGGGCUGAUCGGGACCACCAGUGUCCCGAUCAGCUAGAACGCACGAGGAGGGUCCCUUACCUACCUCCUCCAUGUUCAAUCACCGAAUGACUGCUCUGUGCCUGAGAUCCAGGCAGGAGCAGCCAAGCGGCGAUAACACUGAUCAAUGCUAUGCUAUGGCAAUGCAUUGAUCAGUGCCUGCAAUCUGUAUAAUGCAUGUUAUAGUGCUAUAACAUUGCAAAAAAAAAAAAAUAUUUAAAAAAAGUAAAUAAAGAUGAUUUAACCCCUUCCCUAAUAAAAGUUCGAAUCACUCCCCUUUUCCCAAUUAAAAAAAAAAAAAAAAAGACUGUGUAAAAGUAAAAAAUAAACAUAUGUGGUAUUGUCGUGUGCGUUCAAAGUCCAAAAUAGCGUAUUUUUGGUAACUUUUUCUACCAUAAAAAAUGAAUAAAAAGCGAUCAAAAAGUCUGAUCAAAAAAAAAUUGUACCAAUAAACACUUCAACUCAUGAUGCAAAAAAUUUGCCCUCAUACCGCCCCAUAUGCGGAAAAAUAAUAAAGUUAUAGGGGUCAGAAGAUGACAAUUUUAAACGUAUAAAUUUUCCUGCAUGUAGUUAUGAUUUUUUCCAGAAGUGCGACAAAAUCAAACCUAUAUAAGUAGGAGAUCAUUUUAAUCGUAUGGACCUAAAGAAUAAAGAGAAGGUGUCGUUUUUACCGAAAAAUGUACUGUGUAGAAACGGAAGCCCCCAAAAGUUAUAAAAAUGCAGUUUUUCCUCAAUUUUGUCGCACAAUGAUUUUUUUUCAGUUUUGCCGUGGAUUUUGGGGUAAAGUAGAAUUGGUGGCGCAAAAAAUAAGCCAUGAUAUGAAUUUUUAGGUGCAAAAUCUAAAGGGUUAUAAUUUUUAAAAGGUAAGGAGGAAAAAACAAAAGUGUACGAACGGAAAAACACUGUCCUUAAGGGGUUAAUGCAUUCUCCUCCGUAUUAGACAAUCUGUCCCAUAAACCAGCUAUGACUCUAUAUAACCCAAUAUAACCCUACAUAACCUUUUAUAGUGUUAUCAGUCCAUAAUCCCUUGUUAAUUGUAGAGUUAGAUCUGCACCAUUGCAGAAGAGGAAUGAU